Molecule: messenger RNA, 898 nt
Organism: Colletes gigas
Lineage: Eukaryota; Metazoa; Arthropoda; Insecta; Hymenoptera; Colletidae
Product: histone-lysine N-methyltransferase SETMAR-like
Exons: 2
Coding region: 112-606 (164 amino acids)
Molecular function (GO): nucleic acid binding
Source: RefSeq, a predicted model, not a curated record
CCAGAGCACUCUACCGUCAACUGUAUGGUUGUUAGUCAUCCUCUGGCAGUACAAGAGAACAGUUUUUGACGUCAGUAGAAAGUUUGUCGAGUGUUUUUCGCCUUGUGAAAGAUGGAAAACCAAAAGAUGCAUUUGCGUCAUGUGAUGUUUUACUGCUUUAAAAAAGGCAGUACGUUUGAAAAUACUGCAAAGAAGAUUUGUGACGUUUAUGGGGGCCAGUCUAUAACUGUUCAAACAGUCCGUAAUUGGUUUAGAAGGUUUAGAGCCGGAAAUUUUAACCUUAAAGAUAAAGAUCGCAGCUGCCGUCCAUCCACCACUGAUACUGACCUUAUCAAGGCCUACCUCGAUGAAAACCCAAGAUCUAGUGUUCGUGAGAUAGCAAAUGCUUCAAACAUCCCGCGAACAACGGUUCAUGAACAUUUGACAAAGCUUGGAUACGUUAAACGCUACGAAGUGUGGGUCCCUCAUCAACUGACGGAAAGCAAUCUUCUGAACCGAAUCUCAACAUGCGAUUUACUCAUCCAACGUGACAAAAGAGAGCCGUUUUUGAAAAGUUUGAUUACUGGGGAUGAAAAUCUUGGUCGAGUCGAAAUAAGAGUUCUUUAACGGUAGCAAAUGCUGGACUUCACCCGAAGAAAAUAUUGCUUUCAAUUUGGUGGGACUGGAAGGGUGUUCUUUACUACGAGUUACUUCCGCAAGGGCAAACGAUUAACAGUGAGAAAUAUUGCACCCAACUCGAAAAACUGAAAGAGGCUAUCAUUGCAAAACGUCCAGAAUUGGUGAAUAGACGUGGCGUCGUGUUCCAUCACGACAACGCGGGGCCACACGUUUCUUUACCUGUGCGAACAAAACUUUUAGAGCUUGAUUGGGAUGUUCUACCGCAUCCUCCACACUCUCC